AUGCAUUCUUCCAUCUUCUUUACCGUCUUCGCCGGCAUCGUCGGUAUCACUACGGCAUCUCCUACCGAGUCAAACACUGAUCCUACCGUCUGCGCUCCGGGCACCGGUUUCUUCCAAUCCUGCAGCAAUGGCUUCAGGGGCUGCUGCAAAGCCGACGCUUGCACCAUUGGGUACUGCCCCGAUGUGACCGUCACCUCAUCCAAGACUGCCAUUGUUACGGCGACCCCCGUUCCCGAACACAAGGCUCACUGGCAGCCCGAGACCGUCUCCGAUCCGACUGUUUGCAAGCCCGGCACUGGUUUCUUUCAGUCUUGCUCAAACGGCUUCAGAGGCUGUUGUAAGGAGGACGCCUGCACUUUAGGCUACUGCCCCCCUGCCUCUGAAAAGCGCGAUGAGACUGUCUGCCCUCCUAACACCGGCUUCUUCCAAUCCUGUGCCAACGGCUUCCGGGGCUGCUGCAAGGGCGAUGCCUGCACUCUUGGUUACUGCCCCGAUGUCCCUUCCACCGUUGUCAAGCGUGACGAUCCGACUGUAUGCGCUCCCGGCACAGGGUUCUUCCAAUCUUGCUCGAAUGGCUUCCGUGGAUGCUGCAAGUCUGAUGCUUGCACUCUUGGAUAUUGCCCUUCCAGCACAGAGAAACGCCAGGACCCAACUGUUUGUGCUCCCGGCACUGGCUUCUUCCAGUCCUGCAACAACGGCUUCCGCGGAUGCUGCAAGCAGGAUGCGUGCACCAUUGGCUACUGCCCGGACGUCAAGAGCUUCGAGACCGUUACCAUUGCUCCCAAGACUUCGCCUACUCCUACGCCUGAGGCUAACCACAAGUGGCAAGCUGAGCCCAAGAAGACCGACCCGACUGUGUGUGCCCCUGGAACUGGCUUCUUCCAAUCUUGCAGCAAUGGCUUCCGUGGAUGCUGCAAGGCUGACGCCUGCACCAUUGGUUACUGCCCUUCCAACUAA
Colletotrichum aenigma is the source of this 957-nucleotide messenger RNA. RefSeq lists its product as uncharacterized. The transcript has a single exon. Lineage: Eukaryota; Fungi; Ascomycota; Sordariomycetes; Glomerellales; Glomerellaceae. The record is from RefSeq and is a predicted model, not a curated record. The coding region runs from base 1 to 957 and encodes 318 amino acids.